Molecule: messenger RNA, 1311 nt
Organism: Striga hermonthica
Lineage: Eukaryota; Viridiplantae; Streptophyta; Magnoliopsida; Lamiales; Orobanchaceae
Source: the annotation of a GenBank genome assembly
AUGGGUGAAGAUAUGAAGGGAGGCAAGGUAGUGGUGGUGGUGGUGAGAGAAUACGAGGCCGAGAGAGAUAGGUUGGGUGUGGAGGAGGUGGAGAGCCGGUGCGAGGUUGGCCCCACCGGCAAACUCUCCCUCCACACCAACCUUCUUGGCGACCCACUUUGCCGGGUCCGCCAUUCUCCUGCUUAUCUCAUGCUGGUGGCGGAGAUGGUGGCGGCGGCAGACGGAGGAGUAGACAAAGAGAAGAGAGAGAUAGUGGGAAUGAUAAGGGGCUGCAUUAAAACGGUUACGUGCGGGAAAAAACUCUCUAAUAUUAAUGCAAAACUUUCCAAUAAUAAUAAUGAUGAUAAUAAUCAUAAGUGUUUAUUAACAACAACACCUGAUGAGCCACUUCCCCUCCUCACCAAACUUGCCUACAUUUUAGGUCUCCGUGUUUCGCCUUCUCAUCGAAGAAUGGGAAUUGGAUUGAAAAUGGUGGCCAAAAUGGAAGAGUGGUUUGCCGAAAAGGGCGCCGAGUACUGUUACAUGGCAACCGAGAAUGACAAUCGACCGUCGAUCAACCUCUUCACCAAAAAAUGCGGCUACUCCAAAUUCCGCACCCCUCGAAUACUGGUCCAUCCCGUGUUCGCACACCGUGUCCGCAUUUCGACCCGGGCCUCCAUUCUGCAGCUCGGCCCAGCCGACGCAGAGGCCCUCUACCGCCAUCGGUUCUCCACAGUCGAGUUCUUCCCAUAUGACAUCAACACCGUCCUUUCCAAUCCCCUCAGCCUCGGCACUUUCCUUGCCGUCCCGAGUGGGUCCCCAACAUCCUUACACUGGCCAGGAAUCGCCGGGUUCCUCGCGGGGCCGCCCGAGUCGUGGGCCGUGCUGAGCGUGUGGAAUUGUAAGGACGCGUUCACGCUCGAGGUCCGGGGAGCGUCCCGAGUGAAAAAGGCGCUCGCGCGAGCCACGAGGGUUGUGGACCGGGCCUUUCCGUGUCUGGGACUGCCCUCCAUGCCGGAGGUGUUCAGGCCGUUUGGGCUGCAUUUUCUGUAUGGGCUCGGAGGGGAAGGCCCAGAUGCGGUGGGUUAUGUGAGGGCACUUUGUGGAGUGGCCCACAACCUGGCGAGGGAGCGUGGGUGCGGGGUGGUGGCGACGGAGGUGGGGAGCCGGGAGCCGCUCAGGAUAGGGAUUCCGUACUGGAAGAGGCUAUCGUGCGCGGAGGAUCUUUGGUGCAUCAAGCGGCUGGGGGAGGAGGACAGUGACGCGUCAGUGGGUGAUUGGACCAAGUCAUCACCUGGUCUUUCCAUAUUUGUUGACCCUAGAGAUGUCUGA